Callorhinchus milii (elephant shark) is the source of this 6623-nucleotide messenger RNA. RefSeq names its product kinesin family member 26Ab (gene kif26ab). Gene Ontology annotation, molecular function: ATP binding; microtubule binding; microtubule motor activity. Gene Ontology annotation, biological process: microtubule-based movement. The record is from RefSeq and is a predicted model, not a curated record. Lineage: Eukaryota; Metazoa; Chordata; Chondrichthyes; Chimaeriformes; Callorhinchidae.
AUGUCUUCACAAGAGACACCAGAGCCCGCUGGCAGGAAAAAUACAAACUUACUCGAAUUCAGUACCUUUUGUCUGGACUCUGACUUUAUAUUUGGAUUCACCAGUCACCUUUUGAGGAGGAAACCUAAGGUGGUGGAUGGCAGCCCGGGCAGGGAGCCUCCGCCGGUGUCCCUGGAGUCCGGCCCCAGGAAGAGGGUGCAGGCGGCCGAGGAAGGUCACUGUGGCAGUCGCCCUCCUCCCGAGGGCGCAGGAGCGGCCACCGGGCUGGAGUCGGGCUCCUUCGAGAAGGAAGAGAGAGGCGCCUGGUGCAAGAAUUGCCAGGUCAAAUUGGCGGAGCUCAGAAGGCAAGCCUUGAAGCUGGUCAUCCCCGGGUCCAUCAAGGACCCGGGAUUUUCAGCUUUCAUUUUUGACAAGCUUCAAGUGCCUGACUCUUCAAAGAGAGGUCGAAAUGAAAGUGAGAGCAGAUGUGAGGUUUGUGCCACACACCUCAAUCAGCUGAAAAAGGAAGCGAUUCAGAUGGUCCAUACACUCAGCCAAGCCUCCACUCAGGAACAGUCUGAUCCACUGUCUGAUCUUGCAGUGGGCAGUGUUUCACCAAAACGUGAUUCCCAAAAUAUGGUCACCCUUUCGUCACAAAGGGAUUGGCCUCUGAUCGCAGGACAAGCAAGCAGACAGCCUGGAAAAUCAGGAAAUAUAAUCUCUGGUACGGAGCGAAGGAAGGGAGUUGGUUGGCCUCAGGGUACAGGCAACCUUUCAAAAUCCAGCAUUCAAGUAACUGUUGGUCCCAGUGGCCUAAGCAGUGCUCUGAGCUCAGUCACCAUUCAGGCACAGCAGUACCUUGAGGGCAUGUGGAAUAUUUCUAGAGUCAACAACUUUCUUCCGAAUGCUUAUCUGACACAAACGAUGACCGAGAGUGGAAAAGAAGGUUUGUCUCAAGAACCUCUGACUCCGCAGAACAGUGGCAGUCAAGCGUGGGCAGCAAGUACACCGGCCUCUCAGAAUUCAUUACUACCUGGUGGGAUUCCUUCUGGUGCUUCUGCUGCAGCUUCUUUUUUCAUCAGAGCAGCACAGAAGCUGAAUCUAUCUUCGAAGCGAAAGAAGCACCAUCCGGGUCUCCAGCAUUCACACGAGUUCUCGUCUUACACAACAGAUUUCAGUGGCAUUCUGCAAGUAUCACCUCCCCCAGCACCACCAUGCCUUUUGAGGGCCGUGUCUAAAGUCAAGGACAACCCAGGCAUUGGAAAGGUGAAGGUAAUGGUACGGAUCUGUCCUUCCCAAGGAGCAAGUGACACAUCAGAGUCCAUGUCUUUCUUAAAAGUAGACUCUCGUAAAAAACAAAUAACCCUCUAUGACCCCUUGGUGAGCGGACAUGUAAGUUCUGCUCACCGUCGAACAAUUGUUGCUGCUCCAAAAAUGUUUGCGUUCGAUGCUGUGUUCACCCAAGACGCCUCACAAGCGGAGGUUUGCUCAGGAACAGUAGCAGAAGUCAUCCAGUCUGUCGUGAAUGGCGCAGAUGGCUGCAUAUUUUGCUUUGGUCAUGUCAAGCUUGGGAAAUCGUAUACUAUGAUUGGAAAGGACAAUUCAACACAAACUGGGAUCAUUCCCUGUGCAAUAUCCUGGCUUUUUAAACUAAUAAAUGAACGCAAGGAGAAGACGGGCACUCGCUUCUCGGUCAGGGUGUCUGCUGUUGAGAUUUGGGGCAAGGAGGAAAACCUUGGGGAUCUGUUAUCUGAAGCAGCCACUGGCAGUCUCCAAGAUGGCCAGUCUCCUGGUGUCUACCUCAGAGAGGAUCCAAUCUGUGGAACUCAGCUUCAGAAUCAAAGUGAGUUGAGAGCCCCCACGGCAGAAAAAGCAGCCUACUUCCUUGAUGCUGCAAUAGCCUCCAGAAGAACCAGUAGGCCUGAUUGUGAUGAAGAGGAAAGAAGAAACUCGCAUAUGCUCUUCACCCUUCAUAUCUAUCAAUACCGGAUGGAAAAGAGUGGCAAAGGGGGAAUGUCAGGAGGACGCAGUCGCCUGCACCUCAUUGAUUUGGGGAGCUGUGAAAAGGUUCUGAGCAAGAGCCGGGAUGGUGGCGGUGGACUCUGUCUGUCGCUCUCAGCUCUAGGCAAUGUCAUUUUGGCGUUGGUCAAUGGUGCUAAGCACAUUCCAUACAAAGAUAGCAAGCUUACUAUGCUGUUGAGAGAGUCACUGGGAAAUAUCAACUGUCGAACAACCAUGAUCACGCAUAUUUCUGGCUCUCCUAACAACUAUGCAGAAACCCUUACAAGCAUUCAGCUUGCAGCACGAAUUCAUCGAAUGAGAAAGAAAAAAUCCAAGUAUGCCUCAAGUUCUUCUGGAGGGGAGAGUUCAUGUGAAGAAGGUCGGAUUCGAAGGUCGCCUCACCUGAGACCCUUCCACCCAAGAACUAUAGCUCUUGACCCAGAACUUCCUGUGUUAGGAAUAUCCAGCGACCCAGAUUAUUCCUCAAGCAGUGAACAAUCGUGCGACACAGUUAUUUACGUCGGUCCCGAUGGUGCAGUGUUGUCUGAUCGGGAUCUCACAGACAAUGAGGGGCCCCCAGAGUUUGUACCUAUCAUCCCUUCUCUGAACAAGCGGUAUGAAGUUAAGAAAAACAGGGAAACUACCACUGGUGGUAAGAGCACCGAAAAGGACUAUUUCAAAUGCAAUACAUUUGCAGAAUUACAAGAGAGAUUAGAAUGUAUUGAUGGUAGUGAAGCACCCCUGAAGUUUUCUGCUGAACAAGGACUUUUCUUAUGUAGCACUAGUCCAGUUUCUCUCCAAGGAUGGAUGGAGAAUGUGCCAUCUACCACAGUGCAGGAGAAAGCUCAAUCUCAGGGUAAUGGUUCUCCAAUGAUGAACCCACCUCAAUCCAAAACAACUGAACACUUAAGCCUGCAAACCAAAGCUGAAGGAAGUAAAGUGGAAUUAAGUAGCGAUGCUGGAACAGAUGGAAUCCAAAAGACAAUCACAGCUUCCUCGAACAUGUCCAGAUCUAACUGCCCUAAAGCACAAGAACAGACAGCAGGUGCACCUGCUUCUGUUGUGAGGGAGAAAUCAUUGUUUUACAGGAGACCUUUGCCAAGUCCUGCACCGCCACCUCCACAAACAAAAGACACAGUAAAGAUUUGUUCAGAAUUCAAUAGCAGAUGUGUGGUUCGAACGCCUCCAGUGGGAAUGAGCCAUCAGGUGUCCAAUAAACAAGAGUGCAGUGUAACAGGAGGUGCUCUCGCACGCUGCAGAGGUACACACAGCCAAUCUGGUGCCAGAGACAUAAACGACUUAAAGUCGGCAUUAAGGACCGGUUGUAUCGACCGAGACAUGCUGACUACCACUGUGACCUUGCAGAAGCCCGUGGAACUUAACGGAGAAGACGAGCUGGUAUUUACAGUCGUCGAGGAGCUGUCAUUCGGAGAAGUCCUGGAAAAUGGUCGACCUGCCAGUAUUAUUAGCUUUAACAGUGAUUGUUCACUUCAGGCUCUGGCCUCAGGCUCACGGCCCGUCAGCAUUAUUAGUAGCAUCAAUGAUGACUUUGAAGCUUAUACCUCACCAGCAGCCCACGCUGGAGUAAAUAUUGACAUUGUAGUGCCACUUGUGGAGGCCUCAUUUUGCAGCAGUAGCAGGCGUUCAUCUAUUAGCUCCUGGCUUAGUGAAGUAAGCGUUUGUACUCUGGAAAGCGAUUGCGCCCAGUCCUCCGACGGUUUGGUGGCACAGUCUUGCUGCAGCUGUGGCGAGAUGUCUCUCGGGCCUUUUAAGUUGGAUUCACCUGAUGAGCUGCAAGACACGACCGUGUCACUGCCACACACUCCAAAAAGCACGUUGAACGACAGUGGAUUCUGUUUCUCUGAACUGGAGAAUGAAAGUGCUGGUUCGAGCAAGCUUACUGUCGACGGCAACAAAAGUUCUGAUGCCUUAGGUUCACCCAAAGCAGCUUCAAGCAAAUUCGUGGCCGAUGCUACCAAUUCCUCAGUGAUGAAAUCCAGCACUCCAGCACAUUCUCCCGCCCCAGGGAUUUGUGAAGAGGUUCCUAUUAGCCACUGUAGUCUUCCCACGACCAGGAAAGUAAAACCUACCUCAUCUGUGAGCCACAGUUGCAGCACUGUGAACUGCGCAGACACACAAAGGCAAGAAAACAAACUCGCGGACCCUUGGUUGAAGCGCACAAAUAGCCAACUGGAACCAAAAGCAGGGGAUCAAGCUCUUUCAGCUAAAUCCUCCACUAGAUCUGGAAAUAGUAUUCAGGCGAAGCAGCAAAUGAAAACAGCCCAGAAUACCGGAACUCUUCCUAGACUCAACAAAUCCUAUACAACCAUUUCCUGUACACACAGAGUCGUGGACGGUUGCGAGAUGGCAACUAAAUCCAACGGAGCAAAUGGUACAAAUGUCAGAAAAUGUGAGGGGCCAGGAAGAGCAGCACAGGUCAAGAAAGGAAGUGCAACCGUCGCGACAAUGCCGAUAAUGCACACUUGCGCCAACGUCGGAGCUAUCCCCAAGAGUCAACAAGAUUAUGCUUCGAUUGCCGGCAGUUUGAAAUCAACUACGGGGAAGAAAACAUCAGCGCCGAAGGCGAGCAUGCUGCCAAGGCUCAGUGGAACUCCCCCAGCACCGCCCGUCCGUAAAUCUAGCUUAGAUCUGAAAAACCGAGCCACGCCACUAGUUGGCGCCCAAAAAGGUACUGCUUCAGAUACAGUUAAAGCGACCUCACCAAAGCUAGAGGAUGAAAUCGAUGGAAGACCAAAGGUUGCUUCUUGUGUCGGGGAAGGCAGCAUGAGUAGACCAGCAAACGUGAAAUCUGACCAGACCUCUGCUAAAAAUGGUUCGAAUCCCAAAUCGAAGUUGCCUAAACUCGAAGCUGUGCAACGCUGUGGGAGUCAGGCAUCCCUGGAGAGAUGUGAUAGCUUGUCUUCGGUAGGGUCAAAGAAUGGUGUGGUUAAGGAAAAUGGUAACCUCGGCAGCAACAAUGGCAGAACUGGCCGAUCGGUACCACGCCUUGGUGUUUCACCUUCAGCUCCAGCGGUCUCCUCCCCACCCAUUUCCGUAGUCCUCGGACCAGGUAAAUCCAAUCAAACCAAAUGUGCUUCCAAUAACAAAGUAGUGGUGUCAGGCGGUAAGUGUCGAAGCCUUUCUACAAGUGGAGCCAAGGUGUUGACCACAUCUGUGAAGUCGCUAACCCAGUCGAUAGGUCGAAGUUCCAGUGUUCCGCCAAAUGGAAAAACAAUACCUCGCUCGGCUCAGCCAGCAAAUUGUAAACCCGGCAAAGGAACAAUCAUGGGAACAAAGCAAGCAGUCAGGGCAGCAAACAGCCGUGUCUCCGAGCUGGCAUCAGGGGCCUCUUCUAGUAAAAUGGGCCAUUUGAGAGGAUCUACAGACUCUGACAGUGGAAAUGACAGUGGGGUGAACCUCAGUGAUGAAAAAUCACAGAUACCAGUCUUGCCUUCUCCGUACAGUAAAAUAACUGCACCCCGACGACCUCAACGCUACAGUAGUGGGCACGGAAGUGACAACAGCAGUGUUCUCAGUGGAGAGCUGCCUCCAGCCAUGGGAAGAACUGCUCUCUUUUACCACAGUGGUGGCAGCAGUGGCUAUGAAAGCAUGAUUCGGGACAGUGAAGCCACUGGCAGCGCAUCAUCAGCACACGACUCCAUGAGUGAAAGUGGAAUGUCUUCGUCUGGCCGCAAUAGGAGUUCAAAGUCCCCGAAAAAGCGCGCAACAGGGAUCCAGCGGCGCCGGCUCAUUCCUACUCCUUUGCCCGAUGCUUCGUCCUUGGGACGGAAACCGACCACGGGAGCAGGGCAGUGGGUGGAUCUGCCACCACUGCCGGGCACUCUGAAAGAGUCGUUUGAAAUUAAGGUUUAUGAGAUUGAUGAUGUGGAACGGUUACAACGACACAGGCAGGAAGAAAAUGAGCAGCCUUUCCAAGACGUUGACAAGGGCUUGUUGUACUUCAACACAAAGCUGAAGAUCUUGGAGAAGCGUCAGCAGAGGAUAAGAGAGUUAAAGGCAAAGCACGAGGUGUUGAAAAAGGAGCUGGAGGAUACAAAGGACAGGCUGAUGAUGGAUCCUGAUAAAUGGAAUUCUGAGUUUGAGGUUGACCCAGACCUGGAUAAAGACUCCCUGGAGUAUUUGGAAGCUUUGGAAGAGGUAACAGAGGAACUUGAGCAACGUGUCAACCUAUGCAAGUCAAGGAUCAUGAUGGUGACUUGUUUUGAUAUUGGUGUGAUCAUUGAUGUGCAUGAUGGACCAAGGGAAGUGCAGGUUUAAAGGCUGCCAUUUGGUGAAAAGGAUUAAAACCCAAGUCAUUCUACGGUGGAAGUAGGCAUGUGAUGAAGAAAUAAAUGCUUGAGGCAUUAUGAGUAAGAAGACGUUGGUGAUGUGAAGACAGAAAAGGUGACAGAGGAUGUUGAUGGGAGAGUUGCUGUGGUGACAAUGAAUCUUGAUGGUGAGCUGUGUAAAUCAAUACAGUGCCUCAGAACUUAAACUGAAUGAAAGUUUAAACUGUUGAUAAGAGCAAUUUCCUUUCUCAGAAGGAAGAGAGAAGGCAAUGUAAACCAGGAAGAAAAAGAACCGCAAACCUUAAAGUGCCUUUUUGACCGACUUGAUUUAUUUGCAUUGGUGCUAGUAAUGAA